UAUAAGCGAUUUUCGUCACGUGACCCUUCGGAUGAGACAUCAAACGGGAUCCCCGGAAGCAAUAUUUUUGUAAAUUUCAAGUGAAAAUGACAGAAAAGGAGUUUAUUUUUGAUCCACACAAUAAAGUGGAUCACAUUUAUGGCUAUUACAUGUUCUUUGGAAGUAUUCUUUCAUUUGUUUUCCUCGAUAUCGUGGUCACCAAGAUUGGACCUCCGAAAAACGUGAAGGGUGACCCAUGGAGGUGGAACAAUUUGUUUAUUUCUUGGAUACAUGCAGCGAUAUGCGGCACUUGGGAUAUUCUUUGUUUAUACUUUUAUCCAGAGAUGUUGGAUGACCUAGUUCAUCAUAUUAACUACUUUACAUAUCUGAUGAUCGCCUUUUCUACAGGUUACUUUGUGUAUGAUUUCUUAGAUCUGUUGUAUAAUGGAAGGAUUGUAUCUAAUUGGGAAGUCACACUUCAUCAUAUAGCGGUUACCACAAUGUUCUGGUACAACUUCCAUGAAGAGAUGUGUAUAGGCUACAAUGUUGUCGCCAUGAUGGCAGAAAUUAACAGUUUCUUCCUGCAUUCCCGAAAGCUUCUGCAUUUAUUGAACUACAAAUUUGAUGACACGUUUUAUCGUAUAGUGUGUAUGGUGAAUCUGGUGUCAUUUGUUUUCUGCCGAGGCUGGUCGCUGUGGCGGAUUUCGUAUGGAAUGUACAUGGAAUAUCACAGGGUACCGCCAGUGUACUUUAAAGUUUUAUGUGCUUCUAUAUUUGUGAUGAAUUCUAUAAAUCCGAUACUGUUCUGGAGACUUUUGCGAAAUGAUGUAUUGCGAAAUCUGGCGCCAGAGAAAAAAUCAAAGAAACAGCUAGUGAAUGGAAACAACAAUAAGAAUGCUCAUAUAAAAUCAAAUUAGAUGUGUUUAAUCAUAGCGUAGUUUUAUCACCUGUUUUAGAUUACAUGCUAUCUAGUUGCUUUGUGCUGUUUAGUGUUUGUGUAGAGGGGUUGAAUCAGUUAAAAUGGCUCCUGGUGAAUUUUGGAUUCAAAAUCACUUUUCUACUUGCUUUUAUGGUUACUAACACUGAAAUGUUCAAAACACAAAUUUCUUUAGUUUAUGUCUUUUGUAAAAGUGUACAUUCUUCUAAAUCUAUGUAAUACAUAAUUAUAUAGACAGAUAUUUUCAAUGCAAAACUUAAUAUUUCUUCAAAAUUCAGAAAAUUAACACCUUGACCAGAAGUCCUGUUUAGAUUUUAUCUUUACUUUUUGUGGCAACAGUCAAGUCUUAUUAUGGGUUGUACACAGGAAUGCCAACACUUAGAGUCAUCUUGAAUAAUAUUAUACGAGAGAAAACCAAUGUGUAGUCAGAUCACUAUAGUUGUUUUUUUUUCUGCAUAAUAUCAUAUGCAUAUCAUGCACUUGGUUGGUGCAUAACAUGUACUUCAUUACCUUCUAUGCUUGGUUUGCUAUUGUGAAAUGUAUCAGAUAUGUCAGAUCAAGUUUAACUGAUUGAAUGAAAGUCGCUGUCUAAAUUCAGUUGUGUUCUGUGUAUGUACAAUAUAGACUUGUGCUGUGCAUUAUUUAAUAAUCAAGGUCUUCAUGUGGUUUGUCAUCUAAUUUAGCACGGUUCAGUGUUCAGAUGCAUAGGAAUUGAAUCACGAGGGUGUUAGCCCGAGUGGUUAAAUACUGAAGCAUCUGAACGGUGAACCAUGGUAAAAUAGAUGAUAAAUCACAAGAAGGCCUUGAUUGUUUUCAUUCUGGCAUGCUCAUUGGAAUAUUUUAAUAAAUAUUAUGCUGGACUUCAUUUACUCGAAGAGUACAUAAUAAACCGGACAUCAUGCGGCAGUUUGACGUUAUAAAUGGCAUCAAAAUGCUCUCUUACUGGUCGGCGUGUCAAUCGUUGUUUAUCGCAGAAUAUACAGAGCUUGAUCUCCUCCUUUGUUGAACUGGAAAUCAAAUUGAGCCAUCUUAGAAUGUGUAUUAUGCAUUCUGUUCGACAACAAUAGCAUUGUGAAUACUGUAUACAUACAUACAUAGGCAUGCUGCGGGUUACAUACGUAGGCAUUCUGAUCAUACUUUGACAGCUACUCAGCAACUAGAAGCAUCUUGUUCUGUGACAGAGUAUCUUUUUAUUAUUUUUCUAUUAUUAUUAUUUUUCACUUCAUUUUAGUUGUUUUGUAAAUAUUCGAUAUAGUGUAUAUUCCUCACCCAUCCACCAUUUUUUCGGGAAAAAAGGAUGUUAAUUAAGGUUUUGACUGAAUACCAGCACUAUGACAGUGCUAUUACUGUUCGUUUUCAUUUAUUCAAAAUUGUAUUUGUAGUUUGUAUGUACGAAAAAAAAAAAAAAAUUAGGGCCUUAAUAAAUGCCCCCUUUUGCAAAAUAUAACACUUGGAUUGCAUUGAAAAGGUAAUAUAUGGUAUAGAAUUGACAUCGUAGUAUAGAAAAGGGGUCGAGAUUUUAAUACUUCAUUAUGUAAAUGCAACUUCAGCAAGAAUAGAAAAAAAAUUUGUAAUUUAAAAAGAAUCCUGGCUGUAGUUAGUUUCAAGUUAAAGAAUAUUGCUUUAUGUUGAUUGAAUUUCCAAUCUAUGAUAUUCUAUUGUUAAUUUUGAGGUGAGUCCCUUACAAAUACUACAUUAUACAUUGUUAACUGCAGAAAUAAGAUUUCGAAUUGUUAUAUCAGUAUAUACUCUGGUAACGGAUGUAUUUCCCUAUAUUUAAUAUAAUGUUGUCAUGAUAUCAAACUCAUUUCUUUACUCGGACUUAAGAACUAUUGUACACUAUUUACAAGUGAUAAUGAAUAUGUUAUCAAAUGAAGGUUACUUUUAUAUGGAAAAAUAUGCACUCAUUCUUCUGCAAUUUAAUAUUGCUUUUCUAAAGUCGCACAAUAUUUCCACUGCAGAAUAUGUGCAUAUUUCUGAUACAGAUCUAAUAUUGUUACCUAUAAAUAUACAUGGAAAUCUGAUAUCAUAACACCUGCUUUAUUUUACCAUGUUAUAGGGUAACAGUUGUAAUUAUUACAUUAACUGAAUCCUUACAUAGAUUGAGUGUAUAGUUUGUACUGAUGGCAGUCUAUAGUUCAACACUAAAUGUUGUUGGACUGAUGAUAAAACUUGAAGAAAAAAAUUAUGAAUAUUUAAUCUGACGUCAUAUAAUAAAACACUUAUAGAAUGGCUUGCCAGUCUGUUGUCAAAACUAUUGCCCUCGUUCUGUCAGACAUUGGGUAAUAGUUUUGACUAUUAACCGGCAAGGCAUUCAAUUAUUGUACACUACAAAAUGUAUCUAUUUGUUUGGUUGACAAUUUGUAGUAUGGUUGUGACUUUAGGAAUUUAUUUAUUUGAUUAAAAUAUCGCCAGUUAAGUGACAGACUUAGCAUGCUUACUAAUUAUUUGGACUGAUCAUUCAUACAGUAUGAACAUUAUUUCUACCUUGAAAUAAUUUAUUUGUGUAAGCAUGAAGUUUCGUGGUUUCAGCCCGAGAGACAUACUUUGACAGAACGUAAAUUUAUGGAUUUCAGAUUGUAUAUAGGCUAAAUAUUUUUGAAGUUUUAUUUGUUCAUCAUUAAUUUCAAAGGUUGACAUAUAGCCAUGAAAUCCAUGACAACAGGUCCCUACAGAUAAUUAAUGGUUAUUUCACACUGUACUAUAACCUAAAAUUUUUUGGAUCUAUGUUUUGGAAUCAUACAGUUUGUCUAUAGCAUAGUUGCAUCAAAGUUCACACUUCGGCUCAGAAUUUGGUUCACAGGGCUAAAAAGGAAAGCCUUAAAACAUUUGCUUCUAAUAAGUGUGCAAUGGAUUUUCAUGGAACUGUCUAAGCCCCAAGAAGGUACUUUAUUGUAGUGCCCCACCUCAUCUGCAUCAAGAAGAAAAAUUAAUCUUUCUUUAACAUUGGUUUUUACAACCAGCAAGUCAUAGAUCUGAUGAAAAGUAGUUUAAAUAUAGCCAAUCUUGCAAAUCACUAAAAUCUAUCCUAGAUAGAAGUCAAAAUUUUGUGUUAUUAUAAUGUAUAGACUUUGGUAAGGAUAUCAUUUUUGAUAUGCUUAGGUAAUACUGUUUUGUAUUUCAAUUUUGAGUCACAUCUUAAUGUUGUUUCUUUUGUCGUUUUGUAAUGAUGAUUAUUGUUGUUGUUGUUUUUUCAGUACUGUAAUAUUGUUAAGCUUUGUUGCUAUGCUGUAAUGACAAGACUUUUAGCUCACCUGGGCAGAAAAAGCUCAAGUGGAGCUGUUGUGAUUGCUCUGGAUCCGUAUUCCUUCAUUAACAAUUUCUUGUUUAAACACUCCUGAGAUCACAAUUUUACUUCAAUUUAAAUGAAACUUGGUUAGAAUAUUACCCUCAGCAAAAUCUCAAACAACUUCAUUACUAGCAGUCUUUCAGAAAUCCCAUGUCUGAACCCUGGGGGGCUACCAGAAAAUUCUGUCUUGCUACUAAAUUUUUUUCAGAGCAGGCCUGCUGGGCUACCCUGAAAAUAUAUACCGAGUAGCCUGGAAAUCAAUACUCUAGUCUUCACUCAAGUUGCAACAUGAAGCAUAAGUUUGACAAUUACAGAUAACCCCCUUGUUUAUCAAGAGAUACAUGCUGGAGGCAGUAGUUAUUUUACCACCUAUUGACACAGUCAGCAAACAAUUAACCAUUUAAUCGUACUCAGAGGCAAUGUUUACUAAAACAUAUUGCUCGAGAGAUUUUAGACUGAUCCAUUGGCAUCAGAGUCACUGAUCCAUAUUGUUCAAAACAUAAUACAAACCAGUCUUAAAAUUACGUCAUUUCACAGCCACCUGCCAAACUGUUCUUUUGUCUGCUGAUGUCAAUAUUUAUCCAAUACUGAGUCAGAGGCAUUUGAUUACUAGUAACUUACUAGGUCAUCUUGGAUAAAAAAAACUAGAUCACCAGCUCAAUGUUAACAUUCUACAGUGCACAUUUUCUACCUCAUCUACAUAAAUCUUUGUCAGAAUUUUUUCUUAGGUCAGUUAGGAACUGAUUUUUUUAGGUCAGAAACUAGGUAUAAUAAUGGAAGAACUUUGUUAACACCCAAGAGGACACAUUUUCUGCUUGAUCUUAAUAAAACUUUAACAGGAUGUUUGCUUAUAUGAAGACUAGUUAAAAUUAACUCUGUUACAUGAGGUCUAAAAGUAGGUCAUUAGAUCAGAUAACAUAAAAACCUUGCAAACUCUCUAGAGGCCACAUAAUCUACUUGAUCAUCCUGGCUAGAAUGUUUGUCUCUAUGAAAUUAGGUAAUGUUUAAAACUGGGUUACAUGAGCUCAAUAACUAGGCCAGUAGGUUAAAUCAUAAAAAAACCUUAAGACUCUCCAAGCCACAUUUUCUGCUUGAUGUUAAAAUGUUUGUCUCGUUAUAUUCUAGACCAAGCUUGGAUGCAUUUUGAAAAAUAUCUUUUCAGAUAUUGAAUUUCUGAAAAUUGAUCCAUGGGUGACUCACUACUGAAUAAAUGAAUUGUGUUAAUUUGCUAAAAACCAUUGCCCCAGUGAAACAUCUGUUUUGUAAAACUCAGGUGAGUUGUCUAGGGCUGUUAAGGCCCCCUUGUUUCUUGUGUAGAUCUGAGCUUCUUUGUAAAUAAAAUGUCAGCCGCGUUUUUUUAUUUCAUCACAAGUUUUACAAGAUCAGCUUUUAUGUAAUCUCAAAAUAAGCUUCAUACAUGAGCUUAGUAUUUAUAUAGGGUCAGGGGUGCUUAUGUAAGAUCAUAUUUGAUAGUGAAAGCAAUAUUUAUUUGAAAUACCUGGAAAAAAAUAUUAAGGAGUGGUCGCAGUUUUUGGACGUACAGUAUGUGCUUUCAUGACACUUUCUAAAUGCUAGUAACUGUUGUCUUUCUGCUUUUCAUGCUUGUAUCAGUGUGAAAAAUUGUUUCUUGCUUAAAAGAUCAGUGCUUAAUGUUAAGUUAUAAAGGAGUAUUAGUCACUGUGUUACCAUUCUCAUUUUCUUUAUUUUUCUUGGUUGAAACACUCCUUAUUCAAUUUGUACAGUCUCAGUAAGAUUUGUGAAGAUUUUAGUUUUUGCUCUCGACUUUUUAUAUCGUAUCACAAAUACAGAAAUGUAUAUGGUUUUAUUGAGACAGUUUUGGAACAAGAAUUUUUUUACUUUAAUUUAUUUUGAAUAUUAGUUUCUUUAAAUAAUACUCUUAGUUUUAGACAAUAAUAUGUUGUGUAUACAAAUAUAUCUUGAACAAACAAAUGUAAAGAAUUAAGUAGUGUCUGCUUGUUGAACUCGAAAAGGGUAAAUUUUGGAAGACUAUCCUACUUCCAGAUACUAUCCCAAACUGCUUUCAUAUGGUUUACUUAAAUUUUUAAUUUUCACCAGUUAUGUAGUAUCUUUUGAAAGCUAUUGGUAGUUAAUGAGACAUAUACAUAAUGCUUCACUUUGUUUAAGGCUCUUGAACUCCAAAUAUUGCACCAGCUUUCACAUUUCUUUCACCAUGAUAAUGAAAUGUUUUCAUCAUAAAGAAGUUCAAGGUCUGGCUUAACUACGUAUAAAUACAGUCUAAUUCUUCACAUAAUUGCUGAUAGACAUAUAUUUAUAAUAUUAACUGUACUGGUGCUUUUUAAAGGCAAGAAGAUUUGUUUGAAAUAUUGUCAUUCCCCAAAAUGAGGUUUUAUAUUAAUGGUUGCUAGCAUUCUGUGUCUUUAAUAAUUUGUGGUUCAUAGUUUGUCUGUAGUAAUUUUUUAAGUUUUAACUAGUGUCUUUGAUACCUUGACACUAGUACGUUUGGUACCUUGACACUAGUACAUUUGAUACCUUGACACUAAUACUUUUGAUACCUUGACACUAGUACAUUUGAUACCUUGACACUGAUACAUUUGAUACCUUGACACUGAUACAUUUGAUACCUUGACACUAUUACAUUUGAUACCUUGACACUAGUACAUUUGGUACCUUGACACUAGUACAUUUGGUACCUUGACACUAAUACAUUUGAUACCUUGACAUUAAUACAUUUGAUACCUUGACACUAGUACAUUUGAUACCUUGACACUAGUACAUUUGAUACCUUGACACUAAUACAUUUGAUACCUUGACACUAAUACGUUUGAUACCUUGACACUAGUACAUUUGAUACCUUGACACUGAUACAUUUGAUACCUUGACACUAGAACAUUUGAUACCUUGACACUAGUACAUUUGGUACCUUGACACUAAUACAUUUGAUACCUUACACUAAUACAUUUGAUACCUUGACACUAGUACAUUUGAUACCUUGACACUAGUACAUUUGAUACCUUGACACUAGUACAUUUGAUACCUUGACACUGAUACAUUUGCUACCUUGACACUAGUACAUUUGAUACCUUGACACUGAUACAUUUGAUACCUUGACACUAAUACAUUUGAUACCUUGACACUAGUACAUUUGAUACCUUGACGCUGAUACUUUUGAUACCUUGACACUAGUACAUUUGAUACCUUGACACUAGUACAUUUGCUACCUUGACACUAGUACAUUUGAUACAUAGACAAUGAUACAUUUGAUACCUUGACACUGAUACAUUUGAUACCUUGACACUAGUACAUUUGAUACCUUGACAGUGAUACAUUUGAUACCUUGACACUGAUACAUUUGAUAUCUUGACACUGAUACAUUUGAUACCUUGACACUGAUACAUUUGAUACCUUGACACGGAUACAUUUGAUACCUUGACACUAGUACAUUUGAUACCUUGACACUAGUACAUUUGAUAUCUGAAAUACCUGGAUACUAGUACUAUAUAGUAUAGAAUACAUCUCACCUUAAAGAAGGAAAAUUCCACAUUUUCACUUGGUCUAUGCACAGGAGAAAAUAUUUGAAAUUUUCUCACUUCUCAGUGAUAUGUAUAUUCUAUAUUCACUCGAAACAAACAAAUUUCCUCUAUACCGGUAUAUUGCAAUGAUAAUCAUGCUACCUAUGAAUGCAAUUAAGCUAUAUAUACAAUAACUUAAAACUUAUGCCUGGGUUCUACAAUUGUUUAAAAUUGCUUUAUUUAUUCAGUUCAGGGUGAGCUGUUAGUGUAGGUGGAUGGUCCAGUGUACAUUGUUCUUUGUCCAUUGUCCACAAUUUGUAUGGACAUCUUCAACUUUGUUUGUAGCAUCCUGGAAAGAUUCUAUUACAAAUUUGUUCAAGUGAGGACACUUGGUCCCCAUUUAGGGGCCUAGAGUUAGAAGUACUUUUAAACAUCUUUAUUAAAUUUUGUCUUUAAUAACAUUAUAAGGUCCUCUCUCAGUUUUGUUCAAAUGGGGGCAUUGAGCCUGCUUUAAGAGGCCAUUAAAGCUAAAUAUAGAAAUGCCUUUGAAAAACUUCUCAUGAACUGCUUGAUAGAUUUUUAUCAAGUUUUGUCUGUUUUAUCACUUUGAGAGCCUCUCCCAGGAUUCCUCAAGGGGACAGUUGGCCCUGUUUAGGGUUCACAAGACCUUAAAGAACAAAAAAACUUUUAACAACUUCUUCUCAUAAACUGCUUGAUGGAUCUUCAUCAAACUUUGUUCAAAUGAGGACACUGAACGUUUUAUUGUGGCCACUGGCACUAAAUAUAGAAAACCCUUCAAACAACUUGGUGCCUUUAAGGGGUCAGAAGAGCUGAUAAUAGAAAUAUCUCUAAAUGACAUUUUCCUGUGACUCACUUGUCAAUGAAAGAUUUACAUUAAACUUGGUCCAUUGCAUCAUUGUAAAGUCCUCUCUCAGAUUUGUUUAGAUAGGGGCAUUUGACAUGUGUUAUGUUUUAACUUGUGAUUCAGUGUGUCAUACACAUAUUCAAGCUCAAAUAGUUUAGUUCAGGUGAGUGACUUAGGUCCACCAUGAUCUUCAUUUAUCAGAAUAAAUCAUCUUUCUUAGAUGUUAAUUUUAUAUUUAAAUUAGUGCAGCACGUCAUUUCAUUAUGGGGAAUAUUUUAGUCAAGUACUUCAGAAUUCUCCCUUGACCAGGAUGGCAGAGUUAUGGACCAGACACAAAGUGUUACGGAUGGAUGGAUGGAACGACAGAUCUGAAACAAUAUAGCCCAUUUUUAUACUCCCCCAUUUUUUCUUCAAAAAGGCAGGGGCCAGUUAUACUUGCCAAUGUCAGUUUUAGGUAUCACAUUGUAGAUUCAGACUUAGAUUUUUGUGAUAAGGUACCGUAGAUACCCAUGUAUAAUGCGCAGUUCUUUGACCCCCGGGACCACCACCGAAUUGUGGGUGCGCAUAAUACACAGGUAUAGACAAAUUUCCAACUUCAAAACAAGUUUGUUACCGAUGUUCGCCAUUUUGGUAAAGGGAAACUACUCCCCGCGCUUACUGUCACCGCUAAAAUCUAAGAUUGCUGUUAGGUUCCGUAAAAGAUCGAAUGGUUUAUUUUUCUUUCAAACAAAAUUAAUUUCAUAUUAAUUUAAAAGUAUUUUGAUGAAAGAAAUGUUAAUAAAUCACAAAAAUUAUGAUACUAAUUAAAGAUCGAGAAUUAUCUUUAACCGAGAUCAAACUGUGAACAACAUAAUUGACAUGAGGUGACACGUUAAUUGCCGGUAAUUACUGGCUAUUUAAUCGUGACAAAAAGACUAUCACACCUUUUGUUAUUGGUUUGAAUUGAGAAGCUCAUGUCAUUUUGAAAGAUACCAUUCUGAAAUAUUGAAUCAGCUGCUGUUUAUUUAUUCAAAAUAGUUAAUUAAAAAGGUAAAACAACAACUAAAACAGUAUUUUACUGGUUUUAUUUUCGAGAAAACAAAAAUCGAUAGUACCGCGAGACCAAUGCUGCUCUCUGCCGCGGAAAUAAAAUUUAUUACUGGUGUCGAUGUAAACUCUACUUUUGUUUUCCAUACACCUCAAAAUUGACCAAAAAUGUUUUUUUCCCAGGAUUUUGGGCCAAAAUCGGGUGUGCGCAUUAUACACGGGUGCGCAUUUUACAUGGGUAUCUACGGUACUUAACUUCUAUACUGUAACCAUUAUGUACAAGAGGCAUUAAUUAAUCCCCACCAUGUGUGAACAAUGUUUUAUGUGUAUAAUCUGCCAUUGUGACCAUCUGUACUAAGCUACCAUUUGCUUUAAGUAGCAAGUCAUUUGAUUUCCUAGAAAAAGCCACCUGCCUUAAGCAGCCAGCUUGUGCUGCUCCCUUGACUUACUGUAAAAGCAAGGGUUUAAUUUUUGCUCUAUUCUCGAGGUCCCUCACCUGGCAAUCAAUACUCCUCGCGUAAAUAAUAACCAUUAGUAUCAGACAGAUCAAGUAAACCUCUUUUUUACACAAACCUCCAAGAUAUCAAAUGGAAACGACCAUAUGUACAAAAAUUGGCUACCGUAAUAACUAUAGGACAGUAUAAUUUUAAGACGAACAGAUCAAACCACAUCACUGUUUAAUUUAGAAUGAUAUGAUAACUUUUGUGAUUGCAGUGUGUUUAAUUAAACAAACAUCGGCAUCUCUACCCCAGGAAUAAAGUUACAUGUAAAGCUGUGUUUGUUACAGGUAUUGAGUCGUCGAGUUUACAAGUAAUUAGAGGUGUUAAAACAACCAUACAAUUAAUAGCUGUCAGUCUUUACAGUAGAUGCUUUACAAUGUGAAACUUUUAUGUACACCCGACAUAAAAAGCCCAUACCAGCAGAUUGAUUUUUUUGUUAGUUUUGCAAAUACAAAACCAUGCGAACGUACUCAGUAUAUCAAAUUUGCGAAAUUUUGACCCAGCGAAAAUACAUGCUUUUACAGUACUGCUAAAUAUUGCUUUGACUGUAGUUUUUAGCUCACCUGUCACAUAGUGACAAGGUGAGCUUUUGUGAUCACCCUUCGUCUGUAGUCCGUCGUCAGUCCGUCCGUGCGUCCUUCCGUCAGUGUGCGUCCGUCAACAAUUUCUUGUCUGCACGAUAGUGGUUUCAUUUAUGAUUUUAUUUUAACCAAACUUGCACACAACUUGUAUCACCAUAAGAUCUCGGUUCCUUUCUUGAACUGUCCAGAUCCCAUUAUGGGUUCCAGAGUUAUGGCCCCUGAAAGGGCCAAAAUUAGCUAUUUUGACCUUGUCUGCACAAUAGCAGCUUUAUUUAUGAUUUGAUUUUUACCAAACUGGCACACAACUUGUAUCACCAUAAGACCUUGGUUCCUGUCUUGAACUGGCCAGAUUCCAUUAUGGGUUCCAGAGUUAUGGCCCCUGAAAGGGCCAGAAUUAGCUAUUUUGACCUUGUCUGCACAAUAGCAGCUUCAUUUAUGAUUUGAUUUUAACCAAACUUGCACACAACUUGUAUCACCAUAAGAUCUUGGUUCCUUUCUUGAACUGGCGAGAUUCCAUUAUGGGUUCCAGGGUGAUGGGCCCUGAAAGGGCCAGAAUUAGCUAUUUUGACCUUGUCUGCACAAUAGCAGCUUCAUUGAUGAUUUGAAUUUAAUCAAACUUGCACAAAACUUGUGUCACCAUUAGGUCUUGGUUCUUUUGUCGAACCGGCCAGAUCCCAUAAUGGGUUCCAGAGUUAUGGCCCCUGAAAGGGCCAAGAUUGGCUAUUUUGACCUUGUCGGCACAAUAGCAGCUUCAUUUACGAUUUGAUUUUAACCAAACUUGCACACACUAUGUAUCACCACAAGAUCUUGCUUCCUUUCUUGAACUGGCUAGAUUCCAUCAUGGGUUCCAGAGUUAUGGCCCCUUAAAGGUCCAAAAUUGGCUAUUUUGGUUGGUUUUUGCAGCCAUACAGACUUCAUUUACGGUUUUAUUUGAUACAAACUUCCAAAAUAUCUUCAACAACAAUAAAUCUUGAAUUCCAUGACAAAUCAGAUCCAAUCGUAGGUUCCAGAGAUAUUUUAUAUCUGAUUACCUCCCCUGAUUGUAAUCAAAAUGGAUUUAUAUCAGUUAGUACUUAUAGGACUUAUUUGAAAUUUCAUUAUUGUCAUUAGUUGGACUGAGCCAAUCAGGGUAGAUAACUAUGGACUGAUUUUAUGUCAAAUUACCUCCCUUUAUUUCAAAUUAAAAUGGGUAUAUCUCCGUAACUAAUGAAGAUACUGAUCGAAAAUUUCAUUUAUGUCAACAGAUUUAUUUGGCAGAUCCUUCUUUUGUUCACUUACAAUAAUUUUGAUUACUUCCCUUUUACGUUUCUAUAAAUAGCUUAUUUUUAGUAACUUUUUUAUUAUUGGCCGUAGGGAAAAACCGAGAUCACUUUUCUGUGGUACAAUAUGGAUGGUACCUCCAAUUUUUUAGGUGUAUUUUGACAUAUCUGUACCUUGUAAGAAUUUUUUUUUUGGUUAAAUUUCUUCCCUUUGUUGUUACUGUUCUUCGACUUAGAUAUUUUUUCUGAGGCCCUUCUUGUUCUCAAGUGCAAUGAUAACAGGUGAGCGAUAUAGGGCCAUCAUGGCCCUCUUGUCAUAAUAUUGUUAUCAUAAUUGUACAUAAUUGUUGAUUUGGUAUAAAUAUAUUUUAUUACUUGUAAA
Molecule: messenger RNA, 12309 nt
Organism: Mercenaria mercenaria
Lineage: Eukaryota; Metazoa; Mollusca; Bivalvia; Venerida; Veneridae
Product: TLC domain-containing protein 2-like
Exons: 4
Coding region: 87-896 (269 amino acids)
Biological process (GO): membrane assembly; plasma membrane organization; phospholipid homeostasis
Cellular component (GO): plasma membrane
Source: RefSeq, a predicted model, not a curated record